AAGUGGUAGCAACCCGAACUGUCUUUGACGUCUUUAUCACAAUUCACAAGUCAUAAAUAAAUAAAUAAAAAGUAAAUAAAUAGAAAUUGUAUUUUGUAAUAAAAAUCUCUAGUUUUAAUUUAAUUUAUGCACUGUAGAACAGAAUCAUCUGCGAGCAUAGCUACUAAACUCCAAAUAAAAAUGGAUGCCCUGAUAGGUAUCAUCUGUUUUCUAUAGUUGUGCAAUUAAACUGUUUUUAUUGUACUUAAGUUACCCUUCAAAACAACUUAAAAAUUUAAUUUCUUCACUAAGUUAUUUUAUUACCAAAUUUAGAUUGUGUUUAAUUUUGUUUUUGUUUUACAUUUAUCAUUUAAAAACAAUUGCAUCUUUCAACUAUAAAUAUACGUAUUUAUUUUAGAUUUACCAAUAUGGGUAUUACUAAAAGACCUGCAAGUUCUUGUAGCGAUGAAAUAAUAGCAAUUGAAAUUGAUGAAAAUUCUGAUAAUUUUUCUGAUACUAUAAGUGAUGACAGUGAAAGUGAAGAGGAUAUUAUCCCAAAUGAUUCUAUAGAUAUACUGGAUUACGUAGAGGACGAUUCAUAUUUUACAAUUGAGUCUGUACCAAACUAUGGUAUACAGAAUAAAGAUGAGACAUACUACCACAAUGAUGUGCAUGUCAAGCAAUUAUUUAAAAAAAAAAUAUCUCAAAUGGGACGAAGAAAAGCUAACCGAGCUCAAAAUGAAAUAUUUCUUUUGUCACUGACUGAUGAUCAAUCUCCAGAAGAUAAUAUUUUUUAUAAUGACAAUAAAAAUGGAUUUUCAAGUGUAAUUAAAAACUGUAGUCAUCCUGCAUUAAAAGAAUCGUUUAUUGAAGGAAAAGAAGACCUAAUACUACAAAAAGGAAAAGAAAGUAUUGAUUUAAAAAAAAAUACAAAAAAAACAAAAAGAAUUAUUCAACCGGAUUUAGCAUUUAAUAACUUGACAACGUCCCAAAAAUCACUUUUCAAACAGAAGAGUUUACCAUUUACAACCAUAAAUGAAUUGGAAACUGAAGUUCUACAUUAUUUCACACUUGUGCCAAAUGGUAUUUACACAUCAACUCCAUUACCAGGUUAUCAUAGAUUGUUGUUACAUGGAAUAGUUCGUUAUUAUUCACUAGAUGCUUCAAGUGUUAAUAGCCGAGGUCAUCGUUCACAAAAAAUUGUGCAAGUAAGAAACACUAAAUUUGACGAUUUUCAACCACCAAAUUUGACACUUCUAAAAUUCAUUGAAACCAAGCUCAAUAAAACAAAGACAGUUCAAUAAACGACCUCUGUAAACUCACCUGCUGUUUUCUUUAACAUUACAUAUUAACACUAUUAUUUAACAUUAACUAUUUAUACAUAUAUUUUUUUAACUCAAU
Molecule: messenger RNA, 1380 nt
Organism: Adelges cooleyi (spruce gall adelgid)
Lineage: Eukaryota; Metazoa; Arthropoda; Insecta; Hemiptera; Adelgidae
Product: R3H domain-containing protein 4-like
Exons: 7
Coding region: 408-1283 (291 amino acids)
Molecular function (GO): nucleic acid binding
Source: RefSeq, a predicted model, not a curated record